Messenger RNA from Episyrphus balteatus (marmalade hoverfly), 1308 nucleotides. RefSeq names its product LETM1 domain-containing protein 1. Lineage: Eukaryota; Metazoa; Arthropoda; Insecta; Diptera; Syrphidae. Bases 112 to 1245 code for a protein of 377 amino acids. Gene Ontology annotation, molecular function: ribosome binding. The transcript is spliced from 4 exons. Gene Ontology annotation, biological process: intracellular monoatomic cation homeostasis. The record is from RefSeq and is a predicted model, not a curated record. Gene Ontology annotation, cellular component: mitochondrial inner membrane.
UGUGUUGACAGCCGCUUAUGGUAGUUUUUUUUUUGGUGGAAGAAGAAAAAAUAAAAAGUGAAAUUUGUUGAUCGAAAAAAUAAAAAUUCAUGGGUCUUAAGCUUGCGUAAUAUGGCUUUAGCUUUAAGAAUCGCACGUCUAACGUGCGGUUCCGAAAUUCGAUUCACCCCGAUUCCCUCAUCAAUUAAACUUGUUCGCCAUUGUUCCAGCAGCAACAAUAAGCCAUCAACACCGCCACCACCAUCCCCACCAGCACCACAAAACCCUAAACCCAAAUCCAUAACACGAGAAUCCGUUCGUAAAAAUGUCAAAGGUUACAUGUUCAGUCGACUCUUCGACUAUGUCAAAAACUAUGACAAAGUUCUGGAAAAGAACUUUCCAUCUGCCGUAAGUGUGUAUCGCAUAUUUUUUGAUGGCAUGAAGGAGUUCUUUUUGGACAUGAAAAGAUAUCUUAAAAUAUCGCGAAUUGCCAAUGACUCCCCGAAUGGACCCAAAGCACUCAAUCGAAAGGAGUUGGAAUUGUAUAUGCAAAUGCCGAGAGACAUGAUCAAAGUGGCACCUGCAAUUGUUCUGUCUUCACUGCCAAUGAUUGGCUAUGUCGCCUUUCCUCUUGCUUACAUGUACCCGCGGACAUUUUUGAGUUCCCAUUUUUGGACUCUCCAACAAAAGUCUGAAUUCCAACAGCUAUCACUCUCUGAAAGAUUGAGUAACAAUCGCGCUGUAUUCCGAUGCCUUCAGGCACAUUUGAAAAGCGCCAAGAAGAGUGAACAAUAUAAAGAAAUACAAACCAUUUUGGGACUAUUGGGAAGUGGAAUGCAUCCAACAGUGGAACAGCUUUUGGAAGCCAAAGAAGUCUUUGCCAACCCACCCUACCAUUACAAUUCACUCAGCUCUAAACAUAUCAAAUUGCUUGCAUUGAUGUACGGAUUGCCCGGUGGAUUAUUUAGACGACAUCGCAUGGCUGAACUUGCUUUUAUUAUACACUUUAUGGAUCUGGCAAUUAUUCGAGAAGGUGGUGUCCACAACAUGCCACAGGAAUCUAUCCGUUAUGCAUGUUUGAUAAGGGGUUUGAAUCCAAGUAACCUAAGUAACGAAGAGAUGAUUGAAUGGCUAAGAAAAUGGGUCAAGGUGUCGAUGGCGUUGAAAGAAGAACACAUGAGUUUGUUCUUGCAUCUGCCACUUUUCUUGGGCUACAAUCAUCCUAAUAAUUGGCAAUUAAUUUAUGGAAAGCAAAAAAUGACGUAGGUAAAUGUUGUUGUUAUAAACGUAGUUGAUUAUGAUAAAUUAAAACUAAAGUUGAAACACAAA